AAUUGUAUGCCCUCUUAGGUUACAAGCUUUGAAAUGUUAAGGUAGUAAAAUACACAGCCUCCUUUACCCGCAACCCUCAGCUAUAUUCAACACUAGAAAAAGCCGUACAUCUCUGUGAAAAGCUAAAUCGGUUUCGAAGAAAAACUUCUCGGCGAUGGCAAUGGCAGGGCGUAUUAGAUCUACACUUCCUCACCUACGCAAAGCCCUUUCAUCUGAUUCAAGAUCCGCUCUUUAUCCGGCCAUUAUCUCCAAUCCCGAGUUGUCAAGAAAUUAUGCUACUGCCCCAGCUGCCAAAGAGAAAAAAGUAAAGGUUCCAGUGACUAUGUAUGGGGUUUCUGGAAAUUAUGCCUCAGCUUUGUACAUCUCAGCUGUAAAAGCUAAUACAUUGGAGAAGGUCGAGUCCGAGCUUUUGGACCUUAUUGAGGCUUCAAAGAAAAGUCCUAAAUUUUCUCAGUUUAUGAAGGAUCUCUCUGUACCUACAGAGACAAGAGUGAAGGCCAUGACUGACAUCUCUUCAGAGGCUAAAUUUGGAGACCUCACAAAGAACUUCUUGGUUGUUUUGGCUGAAAAUGGGAGGCUGAAACAUAUUGAUGCGAUAGCAAAAAGGUUUGCUGAGUUAACCAUGGCACACAAGGGGGAACUUAAAGCCAUUGUAACAACUGUUAUUCCUAUUCCUCCAGAGGAGGAGAAAGAAUUGAAGGAGACAUUGCAAGAGGUGAUGGGAAAAGGGAAGAAGGUGAACAUUGAACAGAAGAUUGAUCCUAGCAUUCUCGGUGGGCUUGUGAUAGAAUUUGGCCAGAAGGUCUUUGACAUGUCAAUAAGGACUAGGGCACGCCAGAUGGAGAGACUCUUGAGGGAACCUAUCAACUUCUGAUCGCGUGAAAUCCCAUUUUAGUUAUUUUACCCUUUUCUGGUUUUAGCUGACGAUGAAAACAUCCUCCUGAGGUGUUUGUUUCUCAUAACAAUGUUCUUCUGCAUCUUGCACAAAUAAAAAGCAUACUUUACAUUUGAAUCUUCCAAAGGUAAACCUUGGUGAGGAUUCUUCAUUUUUAUUUUGAAGUUGUACUCACUUUUGUUUAUUUUGAAUAACAUCUUCCUUUGUUUAUUUGAUUGAGUGAGAAGUUACUUGUAUUAA
This is a messenger RNA of Solanum pennellii, 1135 nucleotides long. Its product is annotated as ATP synthase subunit O, mitochondrial. Gene Ontology annotation, cellular component: membrane. The record is from RefSeq and is a predicted model, not a curated record. Gene Ontology annotation, biological process: proton motive force-driven mitochondrial ATP synthesis. NCBI's taxonomy places the organism in Eukaryota, Viridiplantae, Streptophyta, Magnoliopsida, Solanales, Solanaceae. The transcript has 6 exons. Gene Ontology annotation, molecular function: proton-transporting ATP synthase activity, rotational mechanism. Bases 155 to 874 code for a protein of 239 amino acids.